AUGAAGGGGAUAUUUCUCUUCUUCACGGUAUUGCUGUUGAUUUCAGGUGAGUACAGUAAUUUUUGAAGUGUUUUUUGUUCAUGAGAAGAAGAGGCGUCGUUAAUUGACAAAAUAUCGAUCCCCUUUCCAAUAUAAACGUCCUUACAGCUUUGUACCGAAAUAUACCAGUAUGAACUUUUCGUCAAUUUCAAGUCAGUUUUGUUUGUAUCUUGCCCUGCUAGGACAGAGCCCAGGACAGAUUUGUCAUUAGAAUUUUGCUGCAAAGCGUGCUUGAACACAGCUCGUACCAGAGCUAGCCACGAACGAAAUACCGCCCUCUUUGCCCUGGAACGCUAGACGCACAAAGGCAAUUAUUCCCUAACCUACGCCCAAGUGGCUGACAUUAUCUACAUUACAAGAGGGAAUUUUCGACGCGUGCUUUCUUAAAAUAUCAUUUAAGCUGAUUUUUCUUUUAACUUCGGGCUACUUCCAGAACCUCUAGCCAACAUAAACAACGCAGAUAAAGAGUGCCGCUGACAGAGUUUUCAACUUCUCCUAUAACACAUUUACGGGGUUAUGAACUGUUUAAACGGUUUUCUAUCUGUUCGGAAAUUGUGAUCGCCGAUAAAAAGCUAUAAAAUGUCACGAUUAGAAUUGGCGGGUUCAAGACUGAUCUUUUUCUCUGUCUAUAAGCGGCGUUUUGUCAACUCUGUUAAUCCAACGACUCAAAACAACCUGUACCCAGUUUUUCGAUGAAGAGGGUUUACUCGAGACUCCGUCCUUUCGGAUGUCUUGUACCGUAUUUCAGACGGUAAGUCUUUUGAAAUGUCAGUCCACAAAUAUGCGCGCAAAAUUUGCCCUUCGUGGAUAUUAUAUCUUAACUUGAUAGUAAUUAUUUCUUAGCGGGAACUUAACGACAGCUUUUAGAGAACCAAUUCGUCAUUCCUCCGGAUUGUCGUCGUAUGCAAUGACAAUUCUUCUCAGGUUCAACAUUUUUAUGAGGUGUAAAUGUUCAUGUUCUCACUUUGACAGAACUCAUGUAAAUCGUUUUCUAAAGGGUUGUUUAGGAGAUAAUCCCCUUACAAUUUCUAUUGUUAGAUUCAUGCCUUAGACCGUACAUUUUUUCAUCAGUUGGUCAAAAUUGUAAGAGUUCUUAACAAUGACAUGACUUUGAGGUGUUCAGCAUGGUAUGCCCCUAAUUAAAAAAGGAACUGUGAGAGCUCGUGAACAACGUUAGACAGACGAGGGUUUAGUUUACAUGCCGUGAGGGUCGCCGGCCGGAAUCUGGGCUUAUUAAAUUUUACGAUACGUAGUUCAACACCGGAAUGACUUUCAUUUUUCUUUUUUGUUUGAUGGUAGGGUAGAAUCGGUUAAAAGAUUGGAGUUUUAAUUUUUAAUACAUUGUUACAAAUUAAAAAACAUUUAUUAUAAUUACAAAUUAAUUUAAACUAUCUUUCCUAUCGUUACAGUGUUAGCGGCUGAAGGAAAGAGAGAAAAGUCGAAGCUUCGUCGAAGAGUUUGCAACAGACCUUGCAACAAAAAACUUCGCCCAGUGUGUGGGAGUGAUGGCAAAACAUACAACAACGUAUGUCUGUUCAGCAACGCCAAGUGCCAAGCUAAUAAAACGGACAGCGUUUUGAAAAUAAAGUCACGAGGACAAUGCGAGAAUUCCACAGUGAAUAUCAGCAAGGUUAAAAAACAAUCACAAAAGUGCUUGGUGGCAUUAAAGGACUGUAAUAAGGUCGUGAAUUCUACUAGACACUCCGUCUGUGGGAGCAACAACAUAACAUACUUAACGUUUUGCAACUUUCGUGUUGCGCGCUGUCAGGCGAGACAAAACGGCAGAAAUCUAACAAUGCUGCACAAGGGAGAAUGUGGAAAACCUAAGGUCAAAAAAUCAAGAAUGUGCCCGCUUGAAAGCCAGUGCGACAGCCAGAACGAUCCCAUUUGUGGAAGCGAUAAGAAGACCUACAAAAACACUUGCCUGUUCAUAGUCGCCAAAUGUCAAGCGAAGUUGAACAACAAAAAGCUCACCAUGAAAAAGAGAGGUAAGCUAAAACCGAAGAGGUGAAUUUGUGAUAGUUUUUAUUGGAAGCGCAAAGCGAGGCCUUUGUUCAUCUUUACGUUAUUAAAUUUAAUUGAUUAAUUAGCUCAGUAGUAAGGGGAUAUCAUACAAAUACGAUAAAAUUGGACUUGCCUGUUUUAAUGCAUUUUUCACAUACACUCUUGUUUUAUAGAAGAAUGUUGUGUUUUCGGGCCUGGCUGAACAUUCUUAUUUUUCUGCCGAUUUUAGCCUGAAAAUAUUCUUGUAUCAUUCUUGAAUUAUAAUUGAAAAAGAAAGAGUUUAUCAUAUCCCUUUGUUCUAUUUUGUGUUUUUUUUUUGCUGUCUAUUAUAGAUAUGUAUUUCAUGUACCGUUCAUCGAACUGUCAUUAGCAUUGAACGUUUGGCUAUAACCAAUGCAGGUUUCUUCGUUUUGUUGGGUUGCCGUGAGAGGAAGCAAUAAUAUUGAUACGGUUAUAAUCAUCAUCCUUUUCGAAAUCUCAGCCUCGGGUUUAUUCUUAACAUAUUCUUAAAACUUUGCAAAUUUCAGCCUCGAUAUUCUUAGAAAAUAUUUUAAUGUAUAAAAAAAAGAGUGUACAAUAACAAAAAUAUUACUGGCAAAACCAAAAUUAUUGAUCCAAACAAAGACCGCGUUUGAAUUUUUUGAAAGUGAGCACCUUUUAUUAACAUUAAACUGCGACCCUUAUGCGAUAGGCAAAGAUCAUAUUUUUGAAAGGUUAAAUCCCUUAAAAAAAAAAACUGUCACUCAGGUCUUCGUCGAUUCAUACUUGAUAGCGGCAAAAAAAAAAAAAACAAAAACAAAUGCAGAAGCUUAAAAGCAAUAAAAAAUAUUGCAUGGAAUUCUCCUUCCAAACUGAACUUGUUCCCUUUAGUGAAAGCAAGAUUCUCCGGCAAGUGGUUUGUGCUGUGCAGUUUGAAAUACAGAGUGAACUAUGCAGAAACUCGACACUGAUUUGUAGAGCUAUCAAAUACAAUCAUUGAACGUACCGCUAUUUUGUUUUUACAGUGCGGGAGGUUUGUUUGUGUUGGCCUGUCGUGAAAACACGAGCGAAAAAAAAAAUUACAAUAUCCAAGAAGAACACAUUAAAGGAAAGCCUUCAAGAAGAUUGCUGCGGAAAUAGAUUCUGUGUUAAAGAAUGUCAUUCUUGCACUUUAAGGGAAAGGAAAACAAGCGUUUCGUUUAGGAGUUUCCGCCUUAUAGGCGGCACCAAAACUCUUAAAAGCAUUAAGUUUGUUUAUUGAUUAUUGAAUCUAGAAGAGCGCGAAUGGAUUUUGUUUAAUCUUAGAGGAAACGGAAAUCGAACUAAUGUUUUCUGUUUUCGACUCCCAUUUCCGUAAACAUAUUUUAGGAAUCUAUUUUGACCUAUGUUUAAAAAUAGUUAAUACAGAUGUUUUGUAAAGAGUAAAACAUUUCCAAGCUACACCAAAUGAAUGGCAUAAAUUUCGUGGAAUGAUUUUUCCUAGAUAUUUUCCUGCAAAACUGGUCGAAAAAAUUAUGCUGAGGUGAUCCAUUUUACUCAGCGAAUGGUCAUUCAAAAGGAAAUCAAGGCCGAAUUUCUUCCAAGGAAUAAGAACCUUUUUACCCCUGGUUUUACCUCUCUCUCAAAAUGACUGUAGAUUUAGGUUUAAACAAAAGCAGUUUACCUCCUUUAAGCCCGAUUUCCAGCCUUUAUGAGGGAGUACGGCUUAAUUGUAUCGAGCCUGACGCACCCUUGUAAACCGCAAUUUAAACCUUUGAAUUUGAGAAGUUAGCUGUUGUAUCUGCUCGAAAUAAAAUUUCCGCUAUGAUUAUAAAUCAAGAACGUUUGACUUUAAGAGUUAAUUGAUCAAGCAAGAUGCACGUAUUCAGUCCAAAGCGAUUUGCACGGGGCGUCAACGUAGCAACUGUGACGAGAUAUGAACCCCUGGUGAAAGUUGCGUUUUAGUUUUCACUUAGCCUGCGUAGCAUGGCGGUUUGUCGAGCCGGGCGCACGAGCGGCGAAGCCACGAAAUUCGCGCGCGCCGCAGGCUAGUUUUCACUUAAUCAAAACAGGAACCGGUCGAGGCUUGGACUCUGAACAUAGAACACGAAAACUCUUCUGCAAGCUGUUGUCAACAAUUACAGUGACUCUUUUGCAGUAGAGGAUUGAAAAGAAAAAUCAUUCGAGCGCUUGGCAGUUAAGGCAAAUGGAAUCCAAUCCGGAAGAAUGUUCAUCGGAGAAUGAUGAUACUGUUCAACAUCAACAAAUUGCCGAGUUUGCGAAAUAACAGUAAAAACGUGGUAACUAUCAAAAGAUACCUUCAGCAGCGGAAGUUUUUUUCACCUUCCGGUUUUGCAGUCUUUAAUUUAAUUUUGUUGCUAUACUGAGCUGAGUUGACCUCGAUGUAUGUUACUCACACGUGGAGGCAAUCAAAGUCAAUACUGCGCGCGAAGUUUAAUUAAAAAAGGUCAGGAAACCUUGCCUCUCCUUAGAUUAUAUAUUAUUAAAUCACAUGGGCUGGGUACGGUCUUUUAUGAAGUCCUCAACUUUAUAUAAGAUCUCGCAGUUUCUCCUUCAACUUAUGUAAUCGAUGUCAUUCAAAUGUUUAAUUCUACGUAUAGUAGUAACAUUUUGUCAACUGAAUGAAGAGUGUAAUAAAGUUUAAAAAGUAACAAACUGAUCUUACAGAAUAUAUAAUUUCGGCACGUCGCACUUGAGGCUUGACUAGAUGGAUAUAACCCUACAAUUUGGAAAACUAAGCCCUGCUUCCCCUAGAACUCAAGAAUGAUUCCGCGGGAGCGCUAAAAAACCUAGAUUAGGGGAGAGGAGAGUCUUAAUUUUCCGUCGUUUUUAUCACUGUCUAAGAUUGUAGAUCAUUCUAUUGGAUUGAAAGCUGAACAGAUUUCAUUGAGCCCAUUCCGUCAUAUUUCUUUAGAAGGAAUCUCAGGGGCACCCAACGAGGAUAUAGCAUUGUUGAACGUAUUUUAGUAUUUAAAUGGUAGAUAUAGGCAUAUUUUUAUCCCCUAAAAACUUUUCAUCUGUUCGGAUUUCCUAGCUGAAAGUCUAGUGAUCCGAAAAUUAUAGGGAUAAAAACUUACCUUCUCGAAAAUUUCAGCCAGGAAAAGGCUCCCGAAAAUUCUAGGUGGCCUUUUUUAGGGUCAAAAUCCGUUAAAAAUGGGUAAUUAUACCAUUUUGUAGAUGUUCGAAAAUCCUAGGAGAAGCAGGCAAGCAAGAAAUUUUACAACAAAUGCUCCGAAAAUUCUAGAUCUCAAAUCGUCUUCCGAACAGAUAUUUUCCCGAAAAUUGCCGUUGGGUGCCCCUGGAAUCUGCUUUCAUUCUAGAUUUUACGAGUUUACAGUUCAUCGAUACAGUUAAUAAACAAAGAGGAUAGACAUGCUUCAUAGAGGGAAAAGGUAGUCGAUCUGCUUGCUUAUGCUUACAGAUUUUCAGUGUUAGUCUAGCCAGUGUGGCGCUCAAAUUCAGUCUUAAAAAACUCGUUUUAUGCUUCUACGCAAACGAAUAUUUUUUGCGCCUACCCAAAGGCAAUAUUCUUGUUGAUCAGUAGCGAACACCUAUUACCUCAAUUCACAUUCACCAGUGCUUUGAUGGAAAAAGAAAGAAUUGUCUGAUCUGAACUAUUACCGGUAUCAGUAAGUUUCCACAUCCCACAAAUGUUCUUUCAGAUAAUAUAAACUGAAAUAAUGAUUAUUUAAACCGUCUGCGGGCUGACUAGUCAAUGCCUAAGCCGAUUUGGAACUUGUCAACAGCUUGCAUGCAAUGUGCGUGGGUGAUUUGAAGCUUUCAAAGCGUCAAGGACUAGCCAUCCGGAAGAUCUAUUAAAGGCUUAACUUUUGAAAAUUCCGAUAAUUAGGCUGACAUAAGUGUUCUUUCGUAAUACCACACACUGUAUAAAUUUUUCCACUCCGUGACUACUGAAACAAACAAUUGAAACAGUUCGUUGUUUCAAAAAAGGAGGCAUAUAUUUUGAAAACAACGACAGGAAAUACCUUAAAACUUUGAUCAUCGCUUUUUUGUCAGUAUUCGAGUUCCAGUGAAGUAUCUUUAAGAAUGAAUGUAAAGGGGAUUAUAUCAGUAAUCGUGAAUAGAGAUUCCGCCUUAAAUAUGCUCAGCACUGCAAAUUCCGCCGGUAUAGCACAUAUUAAGUAGGUUCCUGUGUAUGUACUUGGUGACAUGUUUGUAAACUUCAAGUUGUUUCUAGAAUUUUAAGCUUUAUCCUCAUAAUUCUAAACAUUCAUGCUAUCAUCUGCCGAUGUAAAACGUAAGUAGACACCAGUGUAUGUAGUCUGCUACACAGCCGUUUUUAGUGCCGUCACGCGACUCUAAAAACGGCUGUGUAGCAGACUACAGUGUAUGUAAUUAGUGACAUGUUGAUUUCCCUUUUCCUUGUCGGCAGUAUACAAAAUGGCGGCUGUCUCGAAAACAAAGACUUAGCCUGCUACCAAGCUCUUCUAUAGAGAGCUUACUCGCGGGCAAACAAAGACUUAAGAGCUAAGACUCUAAGACCUCUCGAGAACGGACCUCGAAAAUUAAGACCUGGAUAUACCUGUCAUGUGUUGUUGUAAGGAGAUGCUGUUAUCACUCAGUUUUGAAUGUGAAGGUCUUAGAUUUCGAGGUCCUAGUUUUCGAGGAAGUUUGAUUGAGUUGGGGGAGUGGAUGAGUCACUUGUAGGCAACGUCACUAAAUGUUAAGACAUAUUAGUUAUUACAAUUCCCUAGUUCGAUUUAAAAGCGUUCAUUUUAUUUACUCUAGAGGGUAGUGGGUCUUUUUCAGCACUUUUGGUUUAGAGAGGUCUUAGUCUUCGACUGACCCUCAAAAUGGCUCAAACUCGAUUGGCGUUCAUAAAAAACAAAUACUUGCUGGAAUGUCCAUCAUCUGAAAUCACAUGCUUUGGAAACAUUUGUUUGCAUUUCAAGUUCGAAAUAUUAAAUCAUAAAAGAAACUCUCCUUCUAUUUUUUCUAGGCGCUUGCGGUACCCGCACCUCCAUCAAACCAUGUCCAAAGAAAUGCUCAUCGAAAGAACGGCCUGUUUGCGGCUCGGACAAGAAAACCUACAAAAAUGGCUGCUUUCUUGCUCUUGCCAAGUGUGGUUUGCCCAAGAAAGUCAGAGGCUCAUUACGGUUAGAGUACAACGGGCCUUGUGGGGCACCUGCCACACCUAAACCAUGCCCCAGAUGGGAGGACUGCAAAAUCAUAGAUAAACCUGUGUGCGGGACGGAUGGCAAAACCUACCCAAAUGUUUGCCGCUUAAGGGUUGCCAUGUGUCACGCGCGGAGAAACAAGCACAGGCCCAUCAAACUUAGACACAGAAGUGCGUGCAAGACCAGGAAGGGAAAGAAGGAAAAAGGAAAGAAAGGCAAAAAGAAUAAGAAGGAAAGAUCUAAUCGUAAAGGAAGAAAAGACAGGAAGGAAUAAAAACUCCCUAAGAACAGCGAGGAUACUUGUUUCGCGAACCCGCGUUCCAGGCGUUCAGAUAGUACGGACGGGGCAAAGGAGGCAGGGAGAAGUGAGCAGGAAAAAUCUUUCCUUCCUCGGCUUUUUUCCCUCCUCUUCUCAUUUCGCGCUAACUUCCACUAUCUAAACGCUUGGAACAGGCUGUUGUUUCGCUGACUGAAGGUUAGAGAACUGGGUUAGAGUAUUUCGUUAGCCAAUAGACUUUUGUAGUCUCCCUUGCAGCCGUUUUUAUAGCCUGCGAAAACAUCCGUUUCUCCCCAG
Messenger RNA from Porites lobata, 7734 nucleotides. The record is from the annotation of a GenBank genome assembly. Lineage: Eukaryota; Metazoa; Cnidaria; Anthozoa; Scleractinia; Poritidae.